Molecule: messenger RNA, 684 nt
Organism: Cynocephalus volans (Philippine flying lemur)
Lineage: Eukaryota; Metazoa; Chordata; Mammalia; Dermoptera; Cynocephalidae
Gene: IQCJ
Product: IQ motif containing J
Source: RefSeq, a predicted model, not a curated record
AUGCACAUGGAACUGUCAAGUGAGCAGGUGGAUGCAGAAGAGGAAGUUGAGAGAAGUGGUCAGGAAGAACUAAAAAGAUUGCAGAAUCCUUUAGGACACGUUAAUGAUGGAGAAUAUAUACUUGAAAAUCACCAGCUGGCCAUGGAUGUGGAGAAUAAUAUUGAAAAAUAUCCCCUCAAUCUACAGCCCUUGGAAUCAAAGGUGAAAAUCAUCCAGCGAGCGUGGCGCGAGUACCUGCAGCGGCAGGACCCCCUGGAGAAGAGGAGCCCGUCCCCGCCCUCCGUCUCCUCGGACAAGCUAAGCAGCUCCGUCAGCAUGCACACCUUCUCUGACAGCAGCACUCCCGUGAGUGAAGUGAUUCUGUUCCACCUUGACCAGCCUGCCAGACCCACUGGGUUACACACACUCAAGGAGCUUGAGAUAGGACAACCUGGUUUUCCCACCCUCCAACGAGUGGACCUCAAGUCUAUGGAGGGACAAGACUGGCUGGAUGAAUAUUCAGUGACGGACAUCCUGGUGACCCACCAAAUCUUUGCAAUACACUACCGAAAGUCAGUACCAGCCUGCUGUCCGUCACGGCCCAUGCACCCACACUCACGCUGCGUCAUUACCUCCGCGUUUAAUUGCCCUUUCUACAUACACAACCUCCGGGCUUCAAUACAUCAAGAAAAAUCUAGUGACUAA